AAGAAUGUCCUCGGGACGGAGCUCGGUUGCUGCUGCGCUGAUGUCCACGGCAGCGGCAUCGGCACCGGCUUCUACCGGGACGGCUACUGCUCCACCGGUCCGGACGACGCGGGCCGGCACACCGUCUGCAUCGAGGCGACCGAGAAGUUCCUCGCUGUCUCGGCGGCGGUAGGGAACCCGCUCGCCACCAACCCAUAG
Messenger RNA from Emiliania huxleyi CCMP1516, 198 nucleotides. RefSeq lists its product as hypothetical. Lineage: Eukaryota; Haptophyta; Isochrysidales; Noelaerhabdaceae. The annotation marks the transcript as partial. The transcript has a single exon. The record is from RefSeq and is a predicted model, not a curated record.